Molecule: messenger RNA, 1673 nt
Organism: Myotis brandtii (Brandt's bat)
Lineage: Eukaryota; Metazoa; Chordata; Mammalia; Chiroptera; Vespertilionidae
Gene: CTSS
Product: cathepsin S
Exons: 9
Coding region: 147-1169 (340 amino acids)
Biological process (GO): immune response
Cellular component (GO): lysosome
Molecular function (GO): cysteine-type endopeptidase activity
Source: RefSeq, a predicted model, not a curated record
GAAGAAGGUGUGAACACAAGUCUUCGUUCCAAUGUCCUAGACUUUCACACUCUUGUCAGAUGAACUGGAAAAAAAUCAAAUUUAGCUGAAGUCUCUUCGCUGCCUUUGAAAUCUUUGGAGAGAGACCACCUUCAAGCAUUCUUAAUAUGGGAGCACCUGCUGGUUCCAAUAUGAUGAAAUGGCUGCUCCUGGUUCUCCUGGGGUGCUCCUCUGCCACGGCACAGCCGCACAAAGACCCCACACUGGAUCACCACUGGGAUCUCUGGAAGAAAACCUAUGGCAAGCAAUACACGGAAGAGAAUGAGGAAGUAACACGACGUUUCAUCUGGGAAAAGAAUCUGAAAUUUGUGAUGCUUCACAACCUGGAGCAUUCAAUGGGAAUGCAUUCAUAUGAUCUAGGCAUGAACCACCUGGCAGACAUGACCAGUGAAGAAGUAAUGUUAUUGAUGAGUUCCCUAAGAGUUCCCAGCCAAUGGCAGAGAAAUGUCACUUACAAGUCAAACCCUAACCAAAAAUUACCUGAUUCUAUGGACUGGAGAGACAAGGGUUGUGUUACCGAAGUGAAAUACCAGGGUUCUUGUGGUUCCUGUUGGGCUUUCAGUGCUGUGGGGGCCCUGGAAGCACAGCUGAAGCUGAAGACAGGAAAGCUGGUGUCUCUGAGUGCCCAGAACCUGGUGGAUUGCUCAACUGGAAAAUACAGCAAUAAAGGCUGCAAUGGUGGAUUCAUGACAGAGGCUUUCCAAUAUAUCAUUGACAACAAUGGCAUCGAUUCAGAAGUUUCCUAUCCCUAUAAAGCCAUGGAUGGAAAGUGCCACUAUGAUGUAAAAAAUCGAGCUGCCACAUGUUCAAAGUAUGUUGAACUUCCUUUUGGUAGUGAAGAGGCCUUGAAAGAAGCUGUGGCCAAUAAAGGACCUGUGUCUGUUGCUAUAGAUGCGAGUCAUCCUUCUUUCUUCCUCUACAGAAGUGGUGUCUACUAUGACAAAGCCUGUACUCUAAAUGUGAAUCAUGCUGUAUUAGUGGUUGGCUACGGUAACUAUAAUGGGAAAGACUACUGGCUUGUGAAAAACAGCUGGGGCCUCCACUUCGGUGAACAAGGAUAUAUUCGAAUGGCAAGAAAUAGCGGAAAUCAUUGUGGGAUUGCUAGUUAUCCCUCUUACCCAGAAAUCUAGAGGAUCUCUUCAUUAUAUAACAAGUCAAGAAAGAUGAAACACUUUCUCUUCGAUUUUACCUGCUAAAACCAGUAGAAAUAAGUGUGUCAUGAUCAAUGUAAAUAUAUAGUUUGACUCUUCUACUUUUUUAAUUUUGCAGAUCUUGAAAAAUUUUGCAAAGUAAAAAUUAAUAAUAUAUUAUAGAUAUAACUGUAUGAGAAUUAGUCAACCUAAUCCAAUUUGUCAUUGUCUUAUUUUACCUCUUUGUCUUUUUAUGUCCCCUGAUAUCCUUUUGUAACUUGAUGGAAUAUGCUUAAUAAUUAUCUGUCUUUUCAACUUAGUAUCAUUACCACAUAACAUUCUUUUCUUAUUCUUAGGUAAUAUUAUAAUCUAUCAUGAAAAAAGUAAAUUGUGGUAUGCUGGUGAUGGGCUAUGGCAACUUUAAUGGAAGAAACUAUUAAGUUAUUAAUGUGGCUCAGAUUGUAUCUUUGCACAUAAAAGCAUUCAAUAAAUGUUUUAAAUGAA